Molecule: messenger RNA, 3596 nt
Organism: Dermochelys coriacea (leatherback sea turtle)
Lineage: Eukaryota; Metazoa; Chordata; Testudines; Dermochelyidae
Product: extracellular matrix protein 2-like
Exons: 8
Coding region: 20-1513 (497 amino acids)
Biological process (GO): extracellular matrix organization; positive regulation of cell-substrate adhesion
Cellular component (GO): extracellular matrix
Molecular function (GO): heparin binding; collagen V binding; protein binding
Source: RefSeq, a predicted model, not a curated record
GAGUUGGCUGGCUGCAGUCAUGAAACUGGUGCUGUUGCUGGCCCUCUUCCUGUGGGUUCAGCUCGAGGGGGCCAGGAGGGGGGCCCCCAAGAUGCCCUCCAAGGAGCUGAGCCCCCCAUCUGCUCUGGGCCCCAAAAACCACAGCUCCCCAUCUGCUCCCCUCCCCGAGGACCCAGCCCUCAUAGGCGGCCCCCCAGAGCAGCUAAGUGCCCAGGAUCCAACCUCACAACUGAGCCCCACGGAGGGGCAGCAGGUGCUGGGGAAGGGGCCACCCACCCGGCGGAGCAAUGCCACCCGGCUGGAGACGGGCAGAGCACGGCCGGGUGCGCGGCCCGAGGGGGGAUCCAUCAUGCCCUCGCUGCCCACCGCCUGCCUCCUCUCCGACUCGGCCAUCGCCUGCGGAAAUGUCCACAUGAAGCAGGUGCCGGCGCUGAGCGACCCUGGGCUAAAAACGCUCUACCUGGCAGACAAUGAGAUCUCCCGGCUGCCGCACGGGGUCUUCGCGGGGCUCCCCAAUCUGGAGUGGGUGGAUCUCAGCAAGAAUCAGCUGGACUCCAGGGGCCUGCACCCCAAGGCCUUCCAGAACCUGACCAAGUUGAAGCGGCUGAAUCUAGAUGGGAACCGGCUCACAAGGAUCCCGGCACUGCCCCCAUCCCUGCUGGAGCUAAAAGUGAACGACAAUGUGCUCGAGAGCCUGCAGAGAGACAGUUUUCGAGGACUCUAUAAGCUGUUGACCCUGGAGCUGGAAGGGGAUGAGUUGCACGACGGGAACGUGAUCCCAACCUCCUUCAAACCUUUGCGCAGCCUCAUCUAUCUGCGGCUGGAUCGGAACCGGUUCCGGGCCAUCCCCUCGGGCCUGCCCCCCUCCCUGCAGGAGCUGCAUCUCGACUCCAAUCACAUUGAGGAAGUGCGGGAGGGGCUGCUCAACAAGACCCUGAACCUCAGCGUCCUGGUUCUGAGCAACAACAAGCUCCAAGAGGAUCGGAUUGCACCGCGGGCCUGGAUUGACCUGCCGAAGCUGGAGUCCCUGGACCUCUCCUACAACCGGCUGGUGCAUGUGCCGUCCUUCCUGCCGCGCCGGCUGCGCCAGCUGACCCUGCACCACAACCGCAUCGAGCGCAUCCCGGGCUACGUCUUCGCUCACCUGCGCCCCGGGCUGGAGUUCCUGCACCUGUCUCACAACUGCCUGCGGGCCGAGGGUAUCCACGCCACCUCCUUCGCCGGGCUGGGCCGGUCGCUGGCCGAGCUGCUGCUGGACCACAACCAGCUGCAGGCCGUGCCCCGGGGGCUGCUGGGCCUCAAGGGGCUGCAGGUCCUGCGGCUGAGCCACAACCUCAUCAGGCAGGUCCCGCUGAACUCGGUGUGCGACACGCGGGUGGCUGAGGACUCCAGCCUGGUCUCCAUGCGCCUGGAGCAGAACCUGAUCGACCUGCGGCGCAUCCCGCCCACGGCCUUCUCCUGCAUCCGGGCCUACCACAGCGUGGUGCUGCACCCGCAGCGCGGCCAAGCGUAGGGGGAUCGGGACCCUGGGCCUGUCGCAGCCUGGGGCUGCCCCCCCAGUGUGGCCGGGCCUAGCAGCACCGGAACCCUGGGCCUGUCACAGCCUGGGGCUGGCCCCGCUGGGCCUAGGGAGGCCGGGACCCCGGGCCUGUCACAGCCUGGGGCUGCCCCCCCAGUGUGGCUGGGCCUAGCAGUACCGGAACCCUGGGCCUGUUGCAGCCUGGGGCUGCCCCCGCUGGGCCUAGGGGGGUCGGGACCCUGGAGCUGGGGGCCCCUACAAGGCCAUGCUUGGUGAGCUGGCCAAGCGUCUGCUGCCCCAUCCAUGCCCCUAUGUCCAGUUGUCCGUCCCGCCCUGCACCUCUCCACCCCCAUUCAUCCCUCCCACCUCCCGUCUGUCUGUCUGUCACUCAGGCAAGGGGUCUCUCUGCAGCCCUGGAGCACCCGCCCAGGCCUGCCCCACUAGUGCUGGGGGGCAGGGUGCUGGGAAUAAGGCGGGAGGGGCCCCUGCUGCUGUAACCAGACUCCUGUCUCCUUCGUGGCUGAUAAACGGGGCUGCCGGGCGUGGUGGCCAAGGCUCGACGCGUGGAUUUGUGCCAAGUGUGGGCGAGGGGGGUGUUGCGGGGUCCCCAGGCGAUGCUCUGACCUGCUCCCUGUGAAGCCGGGCAGGACUCUGGGGGAGUCUCCUCUCUCGGUGCCGACUGUCCCCAGGGCAAGAUGCUGCCCCAGCUUCCACCGUCCUGGGUCUUGCCCCGGAGCCUCCAGUCUCCCCUGCCCCACUGUGCGCUUCCCGCAGCGCGUCCCCCCGGGUGGGAUCCUGUGGGGGCUAGAGGGCCCUGCCCCCCAACUCCGCAGGCAGACGUGAAAACAGAAGGUUUAUUAUAAUCUCCUGCCCCUCCUCCGGCCUUUGUCCCUUUCCUGGGCCAGGAGCCACCUGAUCUCUUUGUUCCCCAGCCCCUUCAGUCAGCACGGGGUGUCGGCCAUUCUCUGUGCAGACACCAUCACGCUGACCCCAGGGCUCUGCGACAAUCCCCCCACCUGGGUACUUGAGAAAUGCCUAGGGGAAACUGAGGCACCCACCCAGUAUUCAGAGAGAACAUUAAGAACAUUCCCACUUCGUCACAGGGGUUUGCAGGCUGGGCCGGGCCCCCGGACACUUGGGUUCCGUGCCCAGCUUCGCUGCUGGGGCUGCAUGCGGCACCGGGACUCAGUUUCCCGGCCUGGGGGAUUCGUCCGGCCAGCACUGCUGUUCUCGCAGGCUGGCGGGGGUGGGGGUGGGGAGGUGUCCCUGCCCAGUGCCAGGCUUUUCCCUACAACUCGGGAAUGGGGCUCUGGGGUGGGGCAGGGGGCUGGUUAUCCGGGGACCCCUCGCCCGGUGCCGACAUGCCUACAAUCUCUGGGCAAACUAGCGUUCCAGGGUGCCAGGGCACAAGGCACCGCGAAGCAGACAGAGAUGGCUCCCUGCCCCUUUUCUGUCUUCCCCACCUGCAACCGGGGGCAUGCUCGUCUUUAUCUGCCCCCCCCGGGGGCAGCUGGCUGGGGCAGGGGCUCCUAGCUGGGUUCGGCCUGGAGGGAUGGGCGCUGCUCUACAGGGAGGGGUCAAAAUGUUGCUGUGGGGCUGGUCAAGAGCCCCUGUGCCCCACCCCAGAGGCAGUUGCAUCUCAGCGGCAGGCAAGGGGUCCCCACGUAACCAGCCCCCUGCCCCACCCCAAAGCCAGGCGCUGGUGCUGCUCAGCCAGCCCCUGGGCGCGGGCCCCGUCUUGGCGUCACUCUGCGCCCUGCCUGGUUCCAAUUUGCAGCAGGACGGGGUUAGAUAAACACAGCGUCCAGCUCCAGCGGCCCCUGGGCCGGCCAAGCACAACAGCUGCCCCCCCCCCCGGCCGCCAUACAACAGGAAGUGCCUGUGAUUAGCUGGGGGGGGAGCUGGGCAUUAGCUGUUCCUUGAGGGGUGCCUCCUGGCUCGACUGGGCUCGGGGGGGGCAUUUGCUGAGCCCCCAUCUGCAGGAAUGGGCCAAGUGCAGUGUGUCUGAGGCAGACAGCACCUGGGCCUGCCGCCCGGCCCCCCACCCUACGCAGCCCCACGGCGCUCCAAAUACGGG